This is a messenger RNA of Linum trigynum, 1893 nucleotides long. The record is from the annotation of a GenBank genome assembly. NCBI's taxonomy places the organism in Eukaryota, Viridiplantae, Streptophyta, Magnoliopsida, Malpighiales, Linaceae.
AUGGCAGAGAUUGCAGAGUCCGCGAGCACCACAGAACACCCGCUGGGGACUGUCGGAGCUUCUCGAAGCAAAGCAUCUCCAAGCGCACUAAGAGAAUCAGAUGUCGACCCGAAAACCAUGCGUACCACGACACCCGGACUGAAGCGGGUCUUCCUCACCUUCUCGGUCCUUCUCUCCUUCCUUCUAGGUUUCCCGUUCUUAUGGAAAACCGUAGAAAUCUACCGAUCGCCGCUUCCGUUCGGCGACAUGGACGCGCUGUCGAAGCAAAUCGAAUCGAGCCCUUUGCAGUUUCCUUGCCAUUUCCAAUCAGUAUUCCUUAACUUCGACUCGCGUUCUAGCGGCGGCAUUCUGGAUCCGCGAGAGCUUCGACGUUCGAUCCUCUCCGAGAUGACGAAAUUGACCUCCCAAACUCUAGAGCGUCAAUGUGGCUCUUGCGGUGGAAAUUUCACACUCUCUGUAGUAGUAGAUUCGGGUGAUGGUCCUUGCAGACUAUUUGACGAGCGACAUGGUAACGGUUUGACACCGAAUUGCUCGUACAAAUGUGGUGCGUUAGGGGCUCUGAACUUAGGAGACGAUGAGGCCAUUGAUGAAGCUUUGCGGUCUGCUUUGGAUGAGAGUUGCUCUGAUUAUGGCGGGAAACUGUAUACUGUGGUGGUGGUGGAUGGAGGUGGUGCUGGCGAGGGGCCGAAGGCAUUGGUGGGGAAGCACCGUCAUGGGUGGAUUUCGGGAAGGGAAUUGGACGCUGAGGCUAUGAUAGGGAGAAUGGCUGAGAUGUUCGUGAAGGUCUUUAUGAAUGGAGCGAGAGAAGAUGGAGCAAUUCAUGGAGAGUUCAUGCCAGUGGGUGCUGAUGGGAGAGUUGUUCUGUCAUUCAGUUUGCUCAACGCCAAUCCGGAUGAUUGGUUUUAUGAUUGGGACUUCCAGAGAUUAGAUGACACUCUUUUAAACCCUGUUAUUGAAGCAUUAAAACCUAUAGCGAACAUAAGUGUUGAAAGCCAAGUAUUAUACCAUACCCCAAAGUCUUCGUUUUCAUACUGGGAUGAGAGUUUAGGCAGCUACAUCUUCAGCACCAAAGAUCUUUCUUUCUUUGUGAACUCAAAUGAGUGGCAUUUAGAUACAUCUGUUGCAGCUGGUGGGCGCACGAAGAUAUUGCAGUUUGUGGUAUAUGUACCGUCUGCAAAAGAAUGCCCUCUUUCCCUACAGCUUCCAAGUGGAGAGAUUUCUAAAACAAACGGCUUUAUAUCUCCAAUGUGGGGAGGUGUCAUGGUCUGGCAUCCCCAGAGCUGCAUAAAAUAUUCAGGAAGCGGGCCUCCUGCUAGACUCUUAAUGCAUCCUGAUGAUCUUCACAGGAUAUUUGAAGUUCUCAUGGGGCAACUGCGACAACUAUUUGGUCUAAAAUCUAAUAGCAUUUACGUUGGUGCAGCAGGUGCUUACAAGCUCUUACCUAGUGAGAAAGGCUUCACAGAAUGGGAGUUGGAUGUCUUGUCACGGCAGCACACAUGCUUUAAUCUUCAUUCGAGUGGAACAACUCUUGGAUCUCUUUCCAGACUGGUUCAAUCACUACCAAGGAUGAUCAUAAAGGACGAGAUAGGAAAGCAGGUGAAGUUUUCUCUUGAAGCAGCUCAAUUAGCCCAAACGAAUGCCUCUGUUGGACUUUAUGAGGCAUCAGCUGCAUCCUCGAGGCAAGCCAGGUCAUUGGCAGAAGAUGCCUUCUUCCACCCCUCUAUUAUGUCAGUCAGCUACUUCUCCUUCGAGCACUGUUUUGCUGUCUACUCGCCAUUCUUCCUGCCAGUGUCAUUGCAUGUGCUCCUUGCGGCAGUUAGAGAAUGGAGAAGAUACAAGCACGAAAAGGCAAAGUACGUGCGGUGGAAGGUUAAACAAGUGAAGGCAGCAUAG